AUGAAGAAUUGUUUGUUUCUUAUGUGCAAGUUUAAAGGUGUGACAUUGGUUAUCAAGUAUACUGAUGGAUUUAAUUUCAAUGAUUUAGUAUAUAAAUUGUGUGCAAAGUGGAGUGAGUUAGUUGGUAGUUCUUUGAAUAUAUCAUAUUCAAUGCCUGGGCAUUCUUGUUGUGGUCUACAAAGUGAAGAGGAUUUGGAGGUUAUGGUUGGACUUGCACUUUCUUGUGAUAUUCAUCGUAUUGAUGUUUUUGUAAAGUGUUGUUCUAUGGGUGAAGGUUAUAUGAUUUGUGAUGGUGAAGCUAGAUUGGGACAAAGGUUUGCUCAAGGAGUUGUUGAAUUUCGAGAUGCGUUGUCAAAGUAUUCUAUUCAUUCCGGUUUUGAUUUUGAUUUUGUUAAGAAUGAUAAGGAUCGUGUCACUGUUCAUUGUAAGAGAAGGGCUGAUUUGGGAUGUUUAUGGAGCGUGCAUGCUAGAGUGGAAAAUUAUAGCAAAGCUUUUGUUAUUAAACAAUUUGAUGAUGUUCAUACUUGUGGAUCUUUUUUUCGUAUAGUUAAACAUGCUAGGAUGACUUCAAGUAUGAUUGGUGGGCAAAUUUCGAGUGAUAUUCGUAAUAAGACUUUGACAUCGAUUAAUGAGGUGGUUUGUGAUUUCAAGGACUAUUAUGGAACAGAAGUUUCUUAUCAGCGAGUUUGGAUGGGUGUUGAAAAAGCAAGGGGUCUUGUUUUUGGUGACUAUUUAUCAUCAUUUGACGAUCUUCGUUGGUAUGUUGAUGCCGCUGAUGAUUGUAAUCCGGGGAGUGUUUUUUAUGUGGAAUUUGAUGUUGAUAGUAAAGGAAGACAUUUCAAAUGCUUGUUUUUUGCUUUUGAGGCAUGUAUUCAUGGUUUCAAGUAUUGUCGGCCUGUGUUAAUACUUGAUGGAACUUUCUUGAAAGGAAGACACAAAAGUUGUUUAUUAGUUGCUACGGCAAAAGACGAUAACCAAGGUCUAUAUCCGUUAUGUUUUGCCAUUGUUGAUAGUGAAAGUUAUGAUAGUUGGCAUUGGUUCCUGUCAAAGUUAUUUGUUAUUUUGACUCUGGGAAGGGAUAUUGCGUUUGUUAUUGAUCGGGAUGGAAGUUUGCUGAAAGCUUUAGCUGAGGUCUUUCCGUUUUCUUCUCAUUCUUUCUGUCUAAUGCAUUUGAAGACAAACUUGAAGACUUAUUUGUCAGUGAAGAGUCGUGAAUCUAAAGAGUAUUUGCUUACUCUUUUUAGUAGAUGUGCAUAUGCUCCUACUAUUGAGUUGUUUAAUGAGCUAUUUGAAGAAUUUAAGGGUUGUUGUGGUCGUAGUGUUGAGAAGUUUCUUAAGGAUUUGCCUAAUGAGUGUUGGUGUAACGCUUAUUUCAAGGCAAGAGGUAUGGUGAAAUAUGCACAAAUGCUGCAGAAUCUUUAG
Molecule: messenger RNA, 1422 nt
Organism: Camellia sinensis
Lineage: Eukaryota; Viridiplantae; Streptophyta; Magnoliopsida; Ericales; Theaceae
Source: RefSeq, a predicted model, not a curated record